Molecule: messenger RNA, 1416 nt
Organism: Opisthocomus hoazin
Lineage: Eukaryota; Metazoa; Chordata; Aves; Opisthocomiformes; Opisthocomidae
Source: RefSeq, a predicted model, not a curated record
AUGGUCAAAGAAACCGAAAUUCCACUGAGGGCACCAGUGUCUGAACCACCUGAUAAUCAGUUUCUUCUUGUGUUCUCAGACUGCUUUUCUCAGAAGUUUGUUCUGAAGUGUGGGAACUUUGCUGUUUUGGUGGAUGUUCAUAUUUUGCCUCAAGGCUCCAGUAAAGACACCAGCUGGUUUUCAGAUCAUGAGAAACAGGAGGUCUGCAUGCUGGUAGAAGAAGUUGUUGCUUCAAGGGUCAAACAGUACUUGGAAGCACCUAAACAACGUGGUCAAUGGAAAUCAAUGGAACAUGCAUCAUUUGGUCCUUUGUUUCUUACUGCCAACAGUUUUCACAUUACUGCCUACUUUAUGAAGAGAUGGGUUAAUCUCCGUUGCCAUAUUGGUUGAAAAGUUCGGAAGCUACGUGUGUUUCCAGACAGAUUUAUAGUUUAUGUCAGUAAACUUGAAUCUAUUCCAAGUCCUUGGACAUAUGAAAAUGGUGUAUUGAAAGAAGAACUUUCCAGUGGGACGUCUGAAUAUUUUACUGAAUCUGCUGAGAACAAGAAGCUUAAGAUUAGUCUGAAUGAACAGAUAAAGCAAGACAUCUUGAAAGAAAUUGUGAAAAGGACAAAACCAAGGCAAAGUAGCACAAGGAAUUCUCAGAUCAGCAAGGACUCCAAGAAAGUGUAUCUUGGCUCAGUGGAUUCACAGAUAGGGAACAGAAAGAACAACUGUCAGACUUCCCUCAGUCCUCAAUCUGAAGUGAAAUGUAGGAGUGCAGGACAGCUGAAGGACUGCAUAAAUACAGCUGAGAACAACUUGGAGCUUCCUGUUUUGGAACUGGAAAAUUAUGUUGAUCAGAGACAGCCAGAUAAUGCUAGCAGACAGCAAAAACCUUACUCCGUGGAGUGGUUGAAGUCAAGUCUUCUAAGUGAGAACCCUCCUUGUAGCUCUGAGUUGGCACCGCUAGGACCAAAACAGAAUAAAAAAGUGACCAAAACACAGGCUCAACGGAAGGGCUGUGGUUCAGAAGAAAAGUUAGAGCAUUUAAAAAAAGUGUCCUCUGAAGGGGCUCCUUUCAUACCUAGCAAUACAGAAGUGAGUAAGUACGAUCAUGAUUGUUUAGGUCCAUUCCUGGAGGAGAAGACCCCACUUAAUUCCAGGUUGUUUUCUAAGCAAGACUUGACAAAGACUGCAUCUGAUGAGGAGUCACUAACUUUGGGAAGAAACCUCUCCCGGCCUCUUUCUGUGAGGAACAAUAUAGUGCAGACAAACACAAAGGAGCCAAGCACAGCUGCUGAAGAAUUGCCUGUGAUGCCAUCAUAUUGUUUAGAACUGCAGCCUGUGUCCUCAGAGAAGCCUAUCCAAAAAAGAAAAAAAGAGGUUGAAAAUGGUUUCAGGAAGUUAAAGCUGCGAAGGCUUAAGAAGUCGUAA